AUGGCAUCCACUUUCUUCUACGCAGUGUUUUCAAUCGCAUUCAUACUCAAUGUUUUCGGUCACCCUAUCACAAUCUCGACGAAAAGCGCUCCUCAAACAAGCCGACAAAGCAUGGUUGUGCCAGCUUGGGAACCGCGGGAUCCAGACUAUUUCCAUCUUGUUUCUUUAGCUUCACGCGUCACCUCGGGCAGGGGACGUGAACUGCACUCAGCGGAGAGCUUUGUAGCAGCUCGGAAGCCAUUCAUUUCAUUUGGUGUCGCAGGCCUCCAUCACAUAGAUCCUUUGUCCGGAGAACGCGCAACAUCGCAUGAUGCUCGUGUUCUCAACGAGGGCAAUACAACAAACGAAAUGCUAGCUCGGAGAGCAACCUUUGAAGUAUCAAGAAAAAUCCAUGAUAGAAACUUACGUGACGACGACAGUGAAGACAUCAAGAUUCGCGCAGACAGUGGAAAAGCUAUAACAUUCAAGAAGGUCAAAGACCGCGGGAACGCGACCAGCGGAGACGUUACAAUAAAUGGCGGUGGGCGCGGAAGUACCGCAGUCAGCGGAAACUCUACAACAGACGGAGGGGAAGGCGGAGCCGCGACCAGUGGAAAUGUUAGACUAAAUGGCGGUGGGCGUGGCAGUACCGCAGUCAGCGGAGAUACGACCGGUGGGAAAGGCGGAGCCGCUACCGGUGGAGACCCUCCAGAAACCGGUGACGCUGGUGGAAAUGGGGAUGCUUCAGCUGGGAAUGAAACCACGACUAGUGGAAAUCCUCUAAAAACCGGAGAAGCUGGCGGAAACGCGACCAGCGGAAAUGCCACGGCUGGGUAUGGUGGAGACGCGACUACUGGAAAUGCUUCAGCCGGGCACGGUGGAACCGCUACGAGUGGAAACGCUAAAAUAUUAAGCGGAACUGCUACAAGCGGAAGCGCUACAAGCGGCGGGGUUGGUGGAAAUGCGACUAGUGGAAAUGCUAUCACUGGGAACGGCGGGAACGCGACCAGCGGAGACGCUACAAACAACGGAGAUGGUGGAUCUGCGACUAGUGGAGAUGCUAUAUCAGGCGAUGAAAGCCCAGUAGAUGGAGAACCUACCCCUACAUCCGCCGUACAAAUAGCUUCAUCGACUACAUCGACGAGUACUGACACCACAAGCCAUAGUACAAAGGCACCCGUAAUCAUUGGCAGCACCAUCGGAUCAUUGACCUUCGUGGUAAUACUAGGAUUCCUAGGAUUCUUCUUGCGUCGACGAAAAAGCAGAUAUAGAGAUGACAAUACCUCUAAAGCUGAAAGCCUACCUACGGGCUUCAGACAUUUCUCUGUCGGUACUUUCAUCUCAUCCCCGCCUUCAGUUCAUCCAUAUCCUUUUGCACCAAACAGGAGAUGCAGUAAUUCCCCUCUGCCUUCCGAUGCUGGCCUUCCCCAGGACGUAACAUCAACAUCUUCCAGAGGCUCUUACUUGCGGCGAAGAGAGGAGGAACGAAGUCUGGCGUAUGAAAAUCCAAUGAGAUCGACGGUUGAGCCGGUGGAAACUACAUACGGUCCAUCGCCUCCACCAUCGUAUCAGUCACCACGCUGA
Desarmillaria tabescens is the source of this 1563-nucleotide messenger RNA. RefSeq lists its product as uncharacterized. Bases 1 to 1563 code for a protein of 520 amino acids. The transcript is spliced from 4 exons. The record is from RefSeq and is a predicted model, not a curated record. Lineage: Eukaryota; Fungi; Basidiomycota; Agaricomycetes; Agaricales; Physalacriaceae.